Messenger RNA from Stegostoma tigrinum, 3418 nucleotides. RefSeq names its product progestin and adipoQ receptor family member IIIa (gene paqr3a). Gene Ontology annotation, cellular component: membrane. The coding region runs from base 521 to 1453 and encodes 310 amino acids. NCBI's taxonomy places the organism in Eukaryota, Metazoa, Chordata, Chondrichthyes, Orectolobiformes, Stegostomatidae. The transcript is spliced from 7 exons. Gene Ontology annotation, molecular function: signaling receptor activity. The record is from RefSeq and is a predicted model, not a curated record.
CUGAUCGCGGGUUCGGGGGGGGCGGUUAGAGCCGCUAAGUCGGAAGUGCCCCCAAGAACUGUAUCCGGUUCCAGGUUUGGGCCUAGUCUUUACCGUCUGUCCCUGUCUCCAGCGCUUGCUCACACACUCCCAGCCCCAGCGGGUGAUGAUGUCUCGGCGGCGGGGACUGUGAAAUACCGGGUGAAACUUUCCCCAUUUCCAAAGGGGCGGGUGACGGCGCCGACUGGUUACUAAGUCACUCCCGGCAGGUUUCACCCGCCCCGGGUAAUUUAGUUAUCGGUCAGCCUGUCAGCUUUCACUGGCGACUGAAGGUGGAGUCAUGCUGAGGGGGUGGGCUAGAAAGUCCUGCUGUGGACGCUGACUGACUCCCUCAGAGAAGUUGUCGUGGGACUUUAUUUAAAAAUCAAAGUUUUUAAAAUCAUUUACAGUGGUGUUUUUGAGCAGUUUUAUGUCCACUUGAUGGAGCAUUUCCCGAUGGAACAUUUACUUUGUUGAACUAAUUUUCAUAAGCAAAAGCACCAUGCCUCAGAAGUUGCUUAAAAGUGCCCACUAUAUUGAAUUAGGAAACUACCAUUAUUGGCCUGUUCUUGUACCACGAGGCAUCCGCCUGUACACUUAUGAACAACUUCCAUCUUUCCUUAAGGAUAAUCCUUACAUUACAGAUGGAUAUAGAGCUUAUCUACCUUCAAAAUUAUGUUUGAAAAGUCUUUUCAUCCUUUCUAAUGAGACGGUGAAUAUCUGGAGUCAUCUACUUGGAUUUUUCCUGUUUUUCAGUCUUGGCAUUUAUGACAUGACCACUGUACUUCCUGCGGCAAGUGCCUCUAGGGAUGAUUAUGUUAUAUAUACCAUAUGUCUCUUCUGCUUCCAGGUUUGCAUGCUGUGUUCAGUGGGCUAUCACCUGUUCUGCUGUCAUCGCUCUGAGAAAGCAAAUCGGCGCUGGAUGGCCCUUGAUUAUGCUGGUAUUGCCAUUGGGAUUUUGGGCUGCUAUGUCCCUGCAGUAUUCUAUGCCUUUUACUGCAAUGAAUAUUGGCGACAGGUAUACUUAAUAAUGGUGCUGGCUAUGAUACUGGCAGUAUUUUUUGCACAAAUACAUCCGUAUUACCUCACACAGCAGUGGUACAGCCUGCGUGCACUCAUCUUUUGCUGUGUCUCUGCGUAUGGGUUUAUCCCAACAAUACAUUGGAUCUGGCAGAAUGGAGGGAUGAACACACCAAUUGUUCAGGCAUUUGUACCACGUGUAUUUGUGAUGUAUUUGAUGGGUGCAAUUGCUAUUUUUUUCUACAUUACGAAAAUUCCAGAAAGAUAUUUUCCAGGACAGCUCAACUACCUCGGUUCUAGUCAUCAGUGCUGGCACGUCCUUGUUGUAUUGAUGUUUUAUUGGUGGCACCAGACUGGAGUAUACAUCAUGCAGUACAGACACAACCAACCCUGUUCUGAACUAAUGAGUACGUAACCGCAACAGUGUCUUGUGAUUAGGUGAACAACUUCUGUAAAAGUGCCUGUUGAGAAUCUGUUGUGGUGUGCAACCAGGAAAUGUGAAUGAAUGAGUUAUACUUCUGUCAAUCUGAAUGGACAGCUACCUCUAUUUCCAGUUUCCAAUAAUCUGUUACUUAAAUAAAGAAGUCUCAACAUCCUGCAGAUAUUUUCCAAUAGCUUGAGAUGUCUGAGGUAUUUCUAUGAAUGAGCUUACAAAUUAAGGUGUAAUAGUCAAUCUUCAAAUAAUUUUCAUACUAUUAUGUCUGAUACUGGUAUAAUUCAAGAACCUGCAAAAUGCAGGUGCUAAACGUUGUAUUUGUGUUUGUGUAUGUGUAUGCCUGUUUGCCCAGUUUUAAUGUUAGCAAGUGAGGGGUGUUUUAACCUUGGAAUUGUGCUGAACAGCACUGAAUAUCCCUGGUUUGAGACUGCCUCCCAAGAUACCUCACCCCUGUUUACACUACUGAAUAUUAGCUCAAAUAAGUGAUCUCAUUAAAGCUGUACUUUUUAUGGAUAAAAAUGUAGAAUAUUGUAUGAAAUCUUCUCUGAUCUGUUUAAACUGGAACUUAAGGAACAAGACUUAAAAGCUGGGAGACAAAGGAGAAAGCUAGGGUUUCUGGGAAAAGUGAAACAUUAAAUAGAAACCCUGGUAUUCUGAAAUGUGAAUAUAUAUCCUGAAACAAAAUCAGGGAAAGAAUUGACAACUACUUAAUCUCCAUCUCCAAGAAUAAGAAUCCUGUAUGUGAGAAUAAUGUGAACAGAAUUGGAACCUGUCAUUUAAUCUUCAUAGGAACAGUUUGCAUUUGGAAACAAGUAUGAUUAAAAUUAUUUAGUCAUCUGCAAAAUUUGAUCAAAGUUAUCAGGAUGCUUUCUGAUCAUAACCAAGGUUUCAUACCUUAUUUUAGCAUUUGCCACAUAACAUCUAAUCAAUCAGUCAGUUAGCUAGACGAGUAGUUUGAAAUGCAGAGUAAUGUAAACAGUGCGAGUUUAAUUCCCAUACCAUGAAAGAUUCUUGUCAACCUCUUCUCAUGCCUGGGGCAUGACUACCCUUGGGUUGAACCACUAGUUUUCCGACAGCAUCCCGAUCUUUAACACUUCGAAUAUCAUUGUGGAAGAGAUAGGAAUUUAGAUACCAAAUGUAAAAUCUUAAAAGGAAAGACUUUUUUCCUUUGAGACGUGAAAAUAUUUUUCCUUUGGUUAUGCUUACUAUGUUCUAAUAGCAUGGCUGGCUGGUUCACUGGAGAAGUACAAAUCAGAGUCGAUUGUUUGCCUAGCUUUAUCCUUUUGGAUGACUGGCAGGUAUAUUGGAGAAUGGACACUUAGUCUGACAAAUGUUGAGGAAAACAAACAAACAGUCUGUUACUUCUACUGUUCCUCCACAUGCAGCUAGAUUGUCUUUGCACCUUGUACUUUUUCACUGAAAUGGCCAGCCAGUGCCUUAGAACAGACCAACAAUGAAUGAUGGCAAAAAAUUCUAGUAAACCUCAGAAGAAAAACAAACUUAAGACUUUUCACACUUAGUAUAUACUGUGUUUUUUAAAAAUGUAGCAAUUACUGCUGAGAACACCAUUGACAAUUAAAGGGUAUAUUAUACAACCUAUACAUCGAUCCCAGAACUUCACACAGUGGGUUGAGUCCUAGGUUUAUGCUGGGAUGUUAAACCAAAAGGGCUAAGUGCAAUUUAAAAGUUAUGUGCAUAGAAAAUUUAUUUAGCAGCAGGUAGAACUGGUAUGGUUAGAAAAUGGUGGUUACUUGCUCUUAAAUAUCUGAAUCACAUGACAAGCUCUUCAUCUGGAAAAUUCGUGCAAAUCCUGGAACUGGAUGUCUAUUUUGAGGAAUGCAGUGAGAGAAAAGAUGGGUGUUUUGUCUGACAUUAUUUGGAGCUUAAUUUCUUUUCUUCUCCUCUGUAGAAAUGUAUUAUCAAUAAAAAUAUUUUCCAACACAA